Leptinotarsa decemlineata (Colorado potato beetle) is the source of this 483-nucleotide messenger RNA. RefSeq lists its product as uncharacterized. Gene Ontology annotation, cellular component: mitochondrial intermembrane space. The record is from RefSeq and is a predicted model, not a curated record. Lineage: Eukaryota; Metazoa; Arthropoda; Insecta; Coleoptera; Chrysomelidae. Gene Ontology annotation, biological process: mitochondrial respiratory chain complex IV assembly.
GAAAUUUUUGCGCGAGUUCUUGCUCAUGCUCAGUGGGGCAACUGUUUAGAAUUUGGAACCGUCCUAGAAUCGUUCCCGUUCCGGAAUACGCCUUUGAUUUGACAGUUUUCACGAUUAACUGUGAAAAAAUUGGCCUUUUAAAUACACGAAUAUUGCAUUUAUUCGGAAGGGCAGAAAAUGAUUUCGAAAUAGUCAGAAAAAAGACUCCAUUUUAGUUAUGUCUCCUGCACAUGGUAAACAGGAAAUAUCUGAUCCUGUAGAAGAAAUGUUGAAAAAAACUGGUUGUAUAAAACUCCACUACAAAGUACAGGAGUGCAUUGCCGAUACCAAAGAUUGGAGAAAAUGUCAGGAUCAAGUAUCCCAGUUCAAAAAAUGUAUGGCUAGAUAUAAAGACAACAAAAGUUGAUUAUAUAAUUGUUAUUUACCUGUAAAAGUGUUAAAAGUUUGUUCAGUGAUACAAUUAUGAAUGUUUUACUAGGAAAA